UGAAAGACUGUUUGAGUCUCAAGCUGAUCCCUAUUUUCAGGGAUAUGGACCCGCAGGUCGGUGUUUCUCUCCGAAACUUCCAUAUCCAAGUUUCGAAGAUCAGCAAUAUAUCGGAUUUAGUGGUCUACUGUUUUAACGAUGACCACGAGAUGAGCGUCCAUAACGCGGACGAAGACGACUGCCGGAAUAACAAGUGCAAAUGUGUUCCUUUGGCAAGACUGUUGCAUAUCGCUCAACUUUUAUAUGCGAUCGAACAUCCAGAGUUGGAGCAGCCGGACUGCAAAAAACUCUAUAACACCUUCGUUCUUGAGGAUAUCAAGAUCAGUGCGCUUGAGUCCUCGAAUCUCAUAACCAUUCCGUUGUUGAGCCAAAACGCCUCUUCCAAAAUUGCCGGAGAUCUGUGUUCAGACUAUGAUAUCAAGGUAUUCAACAAUUGGGACUCGAACUACCUGUAUCGUGAAAAACUAGAGAUAUCUAAGAUGUCUUCUGCAACAGAGGUUAUCGAUAACGUGUGGUUUGGAAACACCACUGAUUUUGAAUGUCUGCAUAUUCAAUUAAAUUCAGGAACAGAUGUUCAAACAGCAGUUUCACAAACCUAUUCCCCACCUCUACAUUGCGACCCAACAAAUACAAUUGUGACCUUGAAAAAAGAUAUGUUGUCACAGAGACCUAUCAAGGAGAUUGAUUCCAAGUUGAUUACAUUCCCAAAAGCACACUGGAGAUUUUUUGUUCACUGCGUUGAUGGGGCAGAAUUCCCAUCUGCCAUGGAACUACGCACCAUUUUUUCUAGCAUCGACUACUUGCAACAAAUCUAUCUUGAGUUUCCGCCAUCUGGCUCAGUCGAGCUGGCAGACUUGUCUGAAAAUGAUAUUCUGUGCAUAAUAAACGUCUGCAAGCUGCUUUGUUACAAAGGAACCAAGAAAUUCCCAGCAUUGUUGUACUGCUCUGACGGAUACACAGAAACCUCGCUCUUGGGGUUGGCUUUCCUCAUGUACUCCGAACAGAUCAGCAUUGAUGAGGCUAUAAUUCGUUUGCAUUGCAAGUAUGGGCGCCCAUUCUUUAUUUUCAAAUCUGACUAUUUGCUGCUUCAACGACUUGAGCCGAUCUUACUAAAAUUUGCUUCUUUGCGAACUGACAAGUUGACUUUCGAAGACGACAAGAACCUUGUGAAAGCCUUCCUUUUGUCGCCAUUACGUCUAAGACACAGAGAGUCUCUCGGAAUGUCAUUCAAUUCGGUUCUCAACACUUCAACUGGGCAGCACAUUAUUCAGCUUCGUGAACAGCAAAAAGGGUACGAAGAAAAAGAGCUUGGGUCAGAUUCCGAGUCAAGUUCAACCUCCACAACCUCGCUUGAGUCUCCUGUGGAGGCUGAAGGUAUCUGCGAAAGCGUUCUGGGAUCACUUCCUUCGCGGAUCCUGCCCCAUUUGUAUCUCGGCUCUUUAAAUCACGCUUCGAGCCUUGCGUUACUUAAAGAGUUAGGUAUCAACUACGUGGUGAGUGUUGGAGAACAGAUCCCAUGGCUGACUGACCUUGAAUACACGACAGGCACUACCGAUAGCGGGUGUGAAAUUUUCAAGAUCGCUUCUGGCCAGAAGAUCGGUAGGGUUUCCUGUACUGUGGAGGAGGUGAUGCAGAUCAGCAACAUUAACGACGAUGGUAUUGGAACAUUGACUCCCACCUUGAAUGAUGCGCUGGACUUCAUCGAGAGAUGUCACGCAGCUGAUGGAAAAGUGUUGGUUCACUGUCAAGUUGGAGUUUCCAGAUCGGCCACGGUUUGCAUUUCGGAGGUGAUGAAACGACUCAAUAUUAGUCUUCCGCGUGCCUACUUGUAUGUGCGUGUGCGAAGGCUGAAUGUGAUUAUCCAGCCGAACCUGAAGCUGAUGUACGAGUUGUUCAAAUGGGAAGAGCAGUUUAUGCGGUCCAAGAUGAACAAACGUACCAACAGCAUAUCCUCGCAGUCAUCUGUGGGACCGUCAAACAACUCUACGUUUUCGGUGAACCACAGUGCACACUCGUCGUUCUCUACCAGCUACGGUUCCGUCAGUUCCGGGUUGGUGCCGUCGUCGAUUCGAGACAGACCCCGGUUUUCCCUGGUUGGCUACGAAAGAGCCAUUUCCGAGGAGGACGACGAGUUUGACGCCCGGCGUCUUGACUUGGAAAGUGACGCGAUCGUGAGCAACAGUCCAGGGUUCAUCCGCGAGGUCGACUGUUUCCAAGAAUCGCAAACGGCGCUUCUCCGUCGUCCUUGGCAGAAGUUCAGAGACGGCACGCUUUACUACGGUAUCGCCAAGACGGGUAACAAGCGUGUUCCGUUGACGACAAAGCAAGGUAACAAGAAUUUUUACAAAGGUACCAGAUCGUCGGGUAUUGGACACAUGGACAAGUGGGGAACCUACAAGAUCGAUUACCAGCGGGUGCGUACGUUUGUGGCGCCACCGAACCUUGCCGAGACCUCGUUAAAGCCACUGGUGUCUUCCAACGCAGUGAUUCCAAAGAACACUUUUGACGGCUACUCGAACGUCACCGACGGCAGAUUCCUAUUCGACAAGGUGAAGGAGUACAUCGAGACCGGCGAGGUGGAGCAUCCGCGCACGGAGGAGUAUAUUGAGAGAGCUUAA
Messenger RNA from Ogataea philodendri, 2618 nucleotides. RefSeq lists its product as uncharacterized. The record is from RefSeq and is a predicted model, not a curated record. Gene Ontology annotation, cellular component: mitochondrial large ribosomal subunit. Gene Ontology annotation, biological process: nuclear DNA replication; protein dephosphorylation. NCBI's taxonomy places the organism in Eukaryota, Fungi, Ascomycota, Pichiomycetes, Pichiales, Pichiaceae. The annotation marks the transcript as partial. The transcript is spliced from 2 exons. Gene Ontology annotation, molecular function: protein tyrosine/serine/threonine phosphatase activity; structural constituent of ribosome.